AUGAUGAACGCGAGACAGACGCGCUGGGUUGAGUUCUUGGCGGACUAUCAGGUGAGCAUUAACUACCAUCCGGGCAAGGCUAACCUAGUGGCGGACGCGUUGAGUAGACGGAGGUAUGAUUCCGCAGUUGAGCGAGAUGUGGAGUCUCUAGUUGGCGAGAUCAGUACCUUGCGUUUGUGUGCCAUUUCGCAGGAGCCUUUGGGUUUAGAGGCAGUGGAUCAGGCGGAUCUACUUAGCAGGAUCAGAGUUGCUCAGCAGAGUGAUCAGAGUUUGCUAGAUGCGACGAGAGUGACUGGUUCUGAGUAUGAGGUCUCUGCGAAUGGGACUAUCUUGGUUCGUGGGCGAGUUUGUGUGCCUAAGGAUGUGGAGUUGAGACAUCAGAUUUUGGGAGAGGCUCACGCGAGCAAGUUUUCCAUUCAUCCGGGAGCGACCAAGAUGUACCAUGACCUCAAGAGGUACUAUCAUUGGGUCGGGAUGAAGAGGGAUGUAGCAGACUGGGUUGCGAAGUGCAACACUUGUGCCUUGGUGAAGGCAGAGCAUCAGGUUCCGGGUGGUCUUUUGCAGAGUUUACCCAUUCCAGAGUGGAAGUGGGACAGGAUUACGAUGGAUUUCGUGGUUGGACUACCUGUUUCGAGGACUUUCGAUGCUAUUGGGAAGUUUGUGCGAGAGAUUGUGAGGCUGCAUGGAGUGCCAGCUAGUAUUGUGUCAGACCGUGAUCCCAGAUUCACUUCAGAGUUUUGGAGAGCUUUUCAGGCAGAGAUGGGCACUAAGGUGCAUUUGAGUACAGCUUAUCAUCCGCAGACAGAUGGUCAGUCAGAGAGGACUAUUCAGACUUUGGAGGAUUUGCUGAGGAUGUGUGUGUUGGAUUGGGGUGGCCAUUGGGCAGAUCACCUGAGCUUAGUUGAGUUUGCAUACAACAACAGCUUUCAGGCGAGUAUUGGCAUGGCUCCAUUUGAGGCUUUGUAUGGGAGGCCAUGUAGGACACCCCUAUGCUGGACCCAAGUGGGGGAGCGCAGCAUGUAUGGAGCUACUUAUGUUCAGGAGACGACAGAGAAGGUCCGUGUUGUGAGGCUGAACAUGAAGGAGGCUCAGGACAGGCAGAAGAGUUAUGCAGAUAGACGCAGACGAGAGCUUGAGUUUCAGGUGGGAGAUAGAGUUUAUCUCAAGAUGGCUAUGUUGAGGGGUCCUAACAGAUCCAUAGCAGAGAACAAGCUGAGUCCGCGUUUUAUGGGUCCGUUUCCAGUAGUGGAGCGAGUUGGGCCAUUGGCUUACAGGCUGGAGUUGCCUGAGAUUAUGAAAGCCUUUCACAAGGUUUUUCAUGUGUCGAUGCUGAGGAAGUGUCUUCACCCUACAGAGGAGUUAGUGGCUAGGAUUCCAGAGGAUCUUCAGCCAGAUUUGACAGUGCCGGCAGUGCCUGUGAGGAUUUUAGAGAGGAGGGAAAAGGUUCUGAGGAACAAGAGGAUUCCCUUACUGUUUUGUGGGAUUGCAGUGGUUCUACAGAGGAGACUUGGGAGCCAGAGGCAAAGAUGA
This is a messenger RNA of Microthlaspi erraticum, 1530 nucleotides long. Lineage: Eukaryota; Viridiplantae; Streptophyta; Magnoliopsida; Brassicales; Brassicaceae. The record is from the annotation of a GenBank genome assembly.